Messenger RNA from Chlamydomonas reinhardtii, 4057 nucleotides. RefSeq lists its product as uncharacterized. The coding region runs from base 333 to 3611 and encodes 1092 amino acids. Lineage: Eukaryota; Viridiplantae; Chlorophyta; Chlorophyceae; Chlamydomonadales; Chlamydomonadaceae. Gene Ontology annotation, biological process: microtubule-based movement. Gene Ontology annotation, molecular function: ATP binding; microtubule binding; plus-end-directed microtubule motor activity. The record is from RefSeq and is a predicted model, not a curated record. The transcript has 13 exons.
CUUCUUGCACUGCAAUACUGCAUUUCCUCGUCGCCGACUUGAGAGGCAGGUUCCGGAUUCAGAAGCAGGGCCAGUUGCGCCCCUAUCAGGCGACUUGUUACACCUAGCCUGUGCAUAUUAUCAAGAGAGCACAAGUAUACUUCUGUGGCACGUUGCCAGAGGUGCUCUAAAGUUACUUGUUUUGGGGCGACAGCUUUCUGCUCUGAAGACUGCAGGCCUAUCCACAUCGCACAUAUACGUUACUGUUUGUCAACAGCAGCAUAAUUAAACGCUUGUGCGCUCGGGGUUGAGGAACUCGGCCGCUUCUUGACAGUCGACGCGGAGCUGCGCAAAUGGCCGAACCAAAGCCUGGACCUGGGCCUGGCGAGGGCAAUGAUGGAGUCAACGUGAAUGUGUUGCUUCGCUGCAGGCCUCUGAGCGACAAGGAAAUCGCUGAGAGGACCCCGCAAGUUAUUUCCUGCAAUGAGGCUCUGCGCGAGGCGACCCUCUAUAUCCAGAGCGUCGGAGGAAAACAGACGUCCAAGACGUUCCGCUUUGACAGGGUCUUCAGCCCCGAGUCCUCUCAGGAGAAGCUGUUUAAGCAGGCCAUCGUGCCCAUCGUCCAGGAGGUCAUGGAGGGCUUCAACUGCACUAUCUUUGCCUAUGGCCAGACGGGCACGGGCAAGACCUACACCAUGGAGGGCGGGCCGCGCCGCAGCGACGACGGCAAGGUGCUGUCCGCCGAGGCCGGUGUCAUCCCGCGCUCCAUCAAGCAGAUCUUUGACACCAUCGAGGCCAAUAACACCGACUCCACCGUCAAGGUCACCUUUCUUGAGCUGUACAAUGAGGAGCUAACGGACCUGCUGUCGACCUUCGACGACGGCAAAGAGGACGGCAAGCGCCUGCGGCUUCUGGAGGACCGCAGCGGUGUGGUGGUGCAGGGCCUGGAGGAGGUGGUGGUCAAGAGCGCCGCGGAAAUCUACCAGGUGCUGGACCGCGGCACGGCCAAGCGCCGCACCGCCGAGACGCUGCUAAACAAACGCUCCAGCCGCAGCCACUCGGUGUUCUCCAUCACCAUCCACAUGCGUGAGGUCACGCCCGAGGGCGAGGAUGUUGUUAAGGUGGGCAAGCUGAACCUGGUGGACCUGGCGGGCAGUGAGAACAUCUCUCGCUCCGGUGCCAAGGACGGCCGCGCGCGUGAGGCGGGCUCCAUCAACCAGUCGCUGCUGACGCUGGGCCGCGUCAUUACCGCGCUGGUGGAGCACUCGGGCCACGUGCCCUACCGCGACUCUAAGCUGACGCGCCUGCUACGCGAGUCGCUGGGUGGCAAGACCAAGACCUGCAUCAUCGCCACCAUCGCGCCCACGGUGCAGUGCCAGGAGGAGACCAUCAGCACGCUGGACUACGCGCACAGGGCCAAGAACAUCCGCAACCGGCCCGAGGUCAACCAGAAGAUCUCCAAGACCGCCAUGAUCAAGGAGAUGUCCAGUGAGAUGGAAAAGCUGCGCAUGGAGCUGAUUGCGCAGCGCGAGAAGAAUGGCAUCUACAUCUCCACCGACAAGUUCCAGGCGGACGAGCUGGAGCGCGUGCAGCUGCGCGACACCGUCAAGGCCCUGCGCGAGGAGAUGAAGCUGGAGCAGGAGGAGUUCGCCGCCACGCUGGAGCAACAGAAGUCCGAGUCGGACAAGGCCAUCAGCCGCCUGCAGUCGGAGCUGUCGGCCGCCAAGGCGGACCUGGAGUACAUGGACGCGCGGCUGCAGGAGGCCAGCCGCAGCAUCCACGAGCGCCAGUACAUCAUCACCGCGCAGCGGACGGCGGAGCAGGACGUGGCGGAGGCCGCCGAGGCAGUGCGCAUCGAGCUGGCGGCGGCGGCGCAGGACGUGGGCGUGCUGUUUGCCUCGCUGGAGGAGCUGUCGGACGUGCACAGCGGCGACCGUGACACCAUCAAGCACGUGCAGUCGCUGGUGGCGGAGCGGCUGGGCGGACUGGGCUCUAAGCUGACUGGCGCGGCGGAAGGCCAGCGCCGGCAGCUGGCCGGCCUGGGUGAGUCGCUGGCCUCGUUCAAGGCGCAGAAGGCGCAGGACCUGCAGCAGCUGCUGGGCCGCGUGGCGGCGGUGCAGGACACCGUGGCGGCCAUGCGCGACGCCGUGGAGCGCCAGGCCCAGGCCGCCGAGGCCGCCGCGUCCGCUGCUCUGGGCCGCAUUAACGAUGCCACCGGCUCGCAUGUGGCGGUGGCGGUUGCGGCGGCGCAGGGCCUGGAGGCGGCCACGCGCGGCGCCGUCGACGCGCUGGCGCAGGCGAUGGAGCAGCAGUCGCAGCAGCUGGCGGCUUUUACUCAGCAGCAGGCGGCGUCUUCAGAGGCGGCGUGCAAGGCGCUGCAUGAGGCCAUGGGCCGCCUGUCGGGCCGCUUCGAGGGCGUGCAGGCGGCGGCGGACCAGGCGGGGACUGUGGUGGAGGAGCGCACGGCAGCUCUGGGCGAGGGGAUGGGCUCGUUCGCGGAGCGCUACAAGGAGUCGUGCGCGGCGCAGCAGGCGGUGCUGAUGGCGCAGAUUACGGCGCUGGUGGCGGCGUUUGCGGAGGAGCGCGCGGGCGAGGUGGCGCGCGAGGUGACGGCGCUAAAGCAGCAGGCGGUGGAGGGCGGCAAGGUGGUGCGGCGCCAGCUGGGCGGCAUCGCUGGCACUGCCGCGUCCGCUCGCCAGGAGGUGCAGGAGGCGGAGGCGUCCCUGGCGAGUGGCAUGCAGUCGCAGCAGGGCCGCGUGCAGGAGGCCACCACCAGCCUCACGGCCUCGCUGCGCAGCACGCACGACCAGGCGCGGGCCAUCCACGCCGGCGUAGCGGGCCAGCUGGCCACCAGCAUCACCGCGCAGGAGUGUUUCAACAAGGGCAUGGGUCAGGCGUGCAGCAGUGGCAUUGAGGCGGUGCAGGGUGCCGUGCGUGCCUGCGUGACGGGCGCCUAUGAGGCGGCGGCGUCCGCGGCGUACUCUGCCACGGAGCUCUCGCGCGGCCUGGAGGAGCAGGCAGAGGCGGCAGCCGCAUCCACCGACACCUGGGUGGCGGCGUGCAGCUCCCUGGACGUCAACCUCACAGAUGCCUGCAGCCAGCAGGCGGACGGCAUGUCUGCGUUGGCUUCUGAGGCCGCGUCGCUGCUGCAGCAGCGCCUGGACGUGGAGCGGGCGCUGCCGCCGCCCGCCCAGCGCGACUUCAAUGUCCCGCAGGCGUCCGCGCUCAAGGAGCUGCGCUGCGCCCCGGAGGAGAAGUUGCUGGCGCGCUGCCACGCCGAGUUCCCGCAGGUGUUCGCUGCCGGCAUGGCUGCGCCGUCGAGCCCGCGUUCCAACACGUCUGCCGCCUCCAGCCCGCCGCUGCCCAGCGGCGGUGAGAACGUCACACCGCUGCAUCCGCAGGUGGCGCCGCUUGUGCCGCAGACCGCCGGCCAGCAGCAGGCCACCGGCAGCGUGCCGCCUUCGCCGCGCACCGGCGCCGGCACGGGCCUGCGCAGCCGCAUCCCCUCCAAGCCCUCACUCAUCCCGAGCUCGCCCGCCACUGGCAAGGAGCUGCCGCCAAACGUGACCUCGCGACAGCAGCUGGCUGACAAGACCAACAACAAGCAGUCCUCCAUCCUGGCGGACUGGUAGCCAGGAGCUGCUACCUGGUGUUAGCCGGCGUGAAGUCUGAGCACGGCCGUGGGCGGACGCGUGGAUGGCGGAAGUGUUGAAGGGAACAAGGAGCAGGGGUUUCUUGGGCGGGGUGGCGGGUGCUGUGUGGUGACACUGAGGUGGCUUUGGGCGAAGGGAGACUGUGCAAACGUGGACAGGUGUGAGGGAGCUGGCAGAGCCUGCAUGCCACUAGUAUCUACCAGCAGGUCCCGGUAGAGGGUGGUCGGCUACUGCUGUUGCAUUGGGUUCUAGAUUCAAGUCCUGAUUUAUGUCCGGACAUCAUCUAACAGCAGAUAUAGAACGAGACAGGGUGGGACUGCACAUGAAUAGACAGGAGAACGCACUGUACAAGGCCUGCAGGAGCAGUCCUGACACGCGCAAGUGAAUGGCUCCAGUGAAUCGAUGUAGUGUAACUAUCUCCAACG